AUGGACACCAUGGCCUGCAACGCCGGUCUGACAGCCUGCCAGAAGACGGCCUGUUGGGACGAAGCUUUGCCCAUUCUGGAGAGCCUCCGACUGCGGCAGCUGCGCGGCGACAUUGUCACGUACACGGCCGUGCUCUCUGGGCUCAAUCGAGGCGGCUGCUGGAUGGCAAGCAUGGCCCUCUCGCUUGAGGCCCCGGACUGCGACGAGGCACUGCGCAUCGCGACGCUUGCUGGUGCAGGCGUCGGCCGCUGGGAUCAGGCCCUCGCGCGGCUGCACCGCGAUGACGGCGUCCGGAGCUAUGGCGUGGCCAUCAAAGCAUGCGAGGAUUUCGCCGAGUGGCCGGCAGCCCUUCGGCUUCUGGGGGCCUUUGAGGCAAGGCGCCUUGCGAGCCAGGCGGUCGCCCUCAACUCAGGCCUCAGCGCUUGCGAGAAGGGCAUGCAAUGGCAAGCCGCCAUCCAGCUGCUCUCCACCUUCGAAGACAAGCGGUGGAAGACGGAUGUGAUAACGCGCAGUGCCGCCAUCACUGCUUGUGCUGUGGUGGCGAAGUGGCCCUUCUCUUUGCAGCUGUUCCACCAGAUUCCUCGAGCUGACACAGUUGCCCUCAAUGCAGCGCUGGCUGCCUGCGAGCAAGGGGGGCAGUGGCAGGUCGCCCUGUUGAUGCUGCAGUCCGCCUCGCAGCUUGUUCCGCCCCUGGAUCUCGUCUCCUUCAACUCGGCUCUGAGCGCCUGCGCGGCUGCCUCCGCCUGGGAGUGGGCACUGCGUCUCUUUGAGGAGGUGCACGAGGCUUCGCUGGAGAAGGAUGCCAUCACCUACAGCGCUGCACUCACUGCCCAUGCUGGCGCCUCGUUCUGGCAGGAGGCGCUUGCCCUGUUUGAAGAGUUGUGCCUCCAGAAUCGCGCGGACAGCGGCGCCGCUGCAGCCGCCAUCGCGGCCUGCGGAACGGCGGCGCAAUGGGCCGCAGCGCUCGGAAUGCUCGAAGCCGAGGUCUCAGGCGACGCUCAUGAGGAUGCCAACGUGCUGCGAGUUACGUGCAUGGCGUGCUGCCAGGGGAAUCAGUGGCAACGAGCAGCACUGUUGGCCCUGACGAUGGCGGAGCUCUCUUCCACCUUAGACCCACAGAUCUACAGCAUGAUCAUCACGGCACGGAUGAGGGCGACUGCAUGA
Symbiodinium natans is the source of this 1164-nucleotide messenger RNA. NCBI's taxonomy places the organism in Eukaryota, Dinophyceae, Suessiales, Symbiodiniaceae. The record is from the annotation of a GenBank genome assembly.